Messenger RNA from Entelurus aequoreus (snake pipefish), 1247 nucleotides. It is a transcript of the gene asic4a, whose product is annotated as acid-sensing (proton-gated) ion channel family member 4a. The transcript is spliced from 5 exons. Lineage: Eukaryota; Metazoa; Chordata; Actinopteri; Syngnathiformes; Syngnathidae. The record is from RefSeq and is a predicted model, not a curated record. Gene Ontology annotation, cellular component: membrane. Gene Ontology annotation, molecular function: ligand-gated sodium channel activity. Bases 234 to 1247 code for a protein of 337 amino acids. Gene Ontology annotation, biological process: sodium ion transmembrane transport.
UCGGGAGCGGAGCAGCAUCAGCAUCAGCAUCAGCGCUCUGGUCGGUUGCAGGCAGCGGCAGGCAGCAACGCUCUCAGUCACGGCGCAGGCGGCGACGGCAGCAGAAGCAUCAAACUCUCCUCUCUCUUCCUCCCCGGAGUUGCGUCUUGCUCUGAGGACACCCGGCCCGGGAGAAAGUCAUCCAAAGGGGCUGUUGGGAAAACAGAGAACCAAACGCAGACCUGGCUGCCUCCAUGCCUAUCGAAUUUGUGUGCAAAAUCAAGUUUGCAGAGGAGGAUGAGAAGCAGAAAACCAAGCAGGAUGGGGACAAGGAGAGUCUGAUCGAGGAGCGCUGCGCGGCUCCGGCCAAGGACUUGGCCGGGUUCGCCAACUCCUGCUCCCUGCAUGGGAUUAAUCACAUCUUUGUCUCGGGUCGCCUCGGCAUCCGGCAGACUCUGUGGGCUCUCGCCUUCCUCACCUCGCUGGCGCUCUUCGUCUACCAGGCGGCAAAGUGUGCCAUCUCCUACCUGGAGCACCCGCACGUCACCGCCCUGAACGAGGAGGCCAGCCCGGAGAUGGUCUUCCCGGCGGUGACCAUCUGCAACAUCAACCGCUUCCGCUUCUCCGCGCUCUCCGACGCCGACAUCUACCACCUGGCGAACCUGACGGGGCUGCCGCCCAAAAACCGGGACGGGCACAAGCCCACGGACCUCAUGUACCCGGCUCCGGACAUGCAGGACAUCUUCAACCGGACGGGGCAUCAGCUGGAGGAGAUGCUGAUGAGCUGCAACUUCAGCGGGCAGAACUGCUCGGCUGACGACUUCACUGUGGUUUACACCAGAUAUGGGAAAUGCUACACCUUUAAUGGGAACAAGACGACAUCCAGGAAAAGCAAGCAAGGUGGAAUGGGGAAUGGACUGGAGAUCAUGUUGGAUAUCCAGCAGGAUGAAUACCUGCCAAUAUGGAGGGAGACAAACGAGACGUCUCUGGAGGCCGGGAUCCGGGUUCAGAUCCACAGCCAGGACGAGCCGCCGUACAUCCACCAGCUGGGCUUCGGAGUCUCGCCGGGCUUCCAGACCUUUGUUUCAUGUCAAGAGCAAAGGUUGACCUACCUGCCCCAGCCCUGGGGGAACUGCCGCUCCAGCAGCAAUGAGAAGUUCCCAGGAUACGACACGUACAGCAUCAGUGCCUGCCGCCUGCUCUGCGAGACCAAGGAGGUGGUGCGGGUGUGCAACUGCAGGAUGGUGCACAUGCCAGCUGCCAGCUAG